AUGGACACCAAACAACCCCUCCGCCCUCCCUCCCCCUCCGACCCAGAACCCGACACCGCACCCCCCUCCUACACGGACACAAUAACCUCCCCCUCCUACACCACAACACCGACCUACUACUCCUCCCAAAUCCGCUCCCAACUCACCACCCUCUCCUCCACCAUAACCUCCAUAACAUCCCAACAAACCCUCCUCGCCUCCGCGCGCGAAGAAAACAUCCUCUCGCUCCUAACGACGCAAAUCCAGCUCUUCCUCUCCGCCUUCGCCAACUCCGGGCCCAAAAAGGGGACGCUGAUUCUUGUGCCCGCAGGCGGACUGACGGACGAGAACGCCGUGCCGACGGAUUAUGAUUUUAAGAAUCGCGAUGAGUAUGAUCGGGUGGUGAGGGUGCGGGGGAAGGAUGAGGGGGAGGACGUGUGGUUUUGGAGGGAUGAGGAGAUGGCGGGGAGGUUGGCGAGGUAUCUUAAUCCGCCAGAGUCACAAAAGCCAAAACCAAAACCGUCACGGCCGGUUCCAUCACCAUCAGCACCAGAGCCUUCCGCCUCCCGCUCAUUCUGGUCUCGUAAGAAAUCAAACCCGCCGCCUGCCCCAUUACCAUCUUCUUCUUCUUCCUCUUCUUAUCCACCAGAAAAGGAGUCGAGUAAGGAACCGAGUUCCGGGACAGGAGAUAAUGUGACUAUGAAUGUAACGGCAGAAGAAGUGGUGUUUCGUACGGAAAAUGAUUUUGGGAUUUUUGGGACGGAAAGGGGGUGGGGGAUUGUGUUGAAGUUGGAGGUGGUGAUUGAUGGUGGUAGUAGCGGUGGAGGGAGACAGAUGAGAUGA
Molecule: messenger RNA, 822 nt
Organism: Glarea lozoyensis ATCC 20868
Lineage: Eukaryota; Fungi; Ascomycota; Leotiomycetes; Helotiales; Helotiaceae
Exons: 1
Coding region: 1-822 (273 amino acids)
Source: RefSeq, a predicted model, not a curated record